This is a messenger RNA of Symbiodinium sp. CCMP2456, 158 nucleotides long. NCBI's taxonomy places the organism in Eukaryota, Dinophyceae, Suessiales, Symbiodiniaceae. The record is from the annotation of a GenBank genome assembly.
GCCUCCUGGGCGCAUGGGUUCUGUGGAGACGAUUUCACUCGGCCAGCUGCCACCAAAGAGUGCGCAUGCCGCGUCACAGAAGGUUCUUCCCGUGAAGGCACAGACUGCUGUGCCCAGCCCCACGGCGAUUUCUCUGACCCUGCCUGUGAACGGCGAUG